Colletotrichum orchidophilum is the source of this 912-nucleotide messenger RNA. RefSeq names its product protein transporter sec-13. NCBI's taxonomy places the organism in Eukaryota, Fungi, Ascomycota, Sordariomycetes, Glomerellales, Glomerellaceae. The transcript has 4 exons. Gene Ontology annotation, biological process: protein import into nucleus; COPII-coated vesicle budding; positive regulation of TOR signaling. The coding region runs from base 1 to 912 and encodes 303 amino acids. Gene Ontology annotation, molecular function: structural molecule activity; protein binding. Gene Ontology annotation, cellular component: nuclear pore outer ring; COPII vesicle coat. The record is from RefSeq and is a predicted model, not a curated record.
AUGGCGUCUGCCCAGGUCAUAUCGAAUUCUGGUCACGAUGACAUGAUUCACGAUGCCGUUCUCGAUUACUACGGACGCCGCCUCGCGACAUGCUCAAGCGACCGAACCAUCAAGAUAUUCGAAAUCGACGGGGACUCUCAGCGGCUUGUUGAGACUCUGAAAGGACAUGAUGGCGCAGUUUGGUGCGUUUCAUGGGCGCACCCCAAGUAUGGAAACAUCCUGGCCUCGGCAGGCUACGACGGCAAGGUCUUCAUCUGGAGGGAACAAAACAACCAGUGGCAGAAGAUUUUUGAUUUCGCCCUGCACAAGGCCUCCGUCAACAUUGUCUCGUGGUCUCCGCACGAGUCUGGCUGCCUCCUGGCCUGUGCCUCCUCGGAUGGCAACAUCAGCAUUCUCGAGUUCCGCGACAACAGCUUCGACCACAUUACCUUCCCUGCCCACGGACUAGGCGUUAACUCUGUCUCCUGGGCCCCAGCUACAGCACCUGGAAGCAUCGUCAGCAAUUCUCCCGGUCCUGGUUCGGCUGGUGUGAGGCGAUUUGUCACCGGCGGCUGUGAUAAUUUGCUCAAAGUAUGGGGUUUUGACUCGGCGUCGCAGUCUUACAAGCUGGAGCAGGAGCCUCUUGCCGGCCACACAGACUGGGUUCGUGAUGUCGCGUGGUCACCGACGGUCCUGCAGAAGUCCUACAUUGCUUCAGCCUCUCAAGACAAGACGGUUCGCAUUUGGACAUCAGAUUCGUCGAGCGCGGGACAAUGGAACUGCAAGGUUCUUAACUUUGACGCCGCUGUGUGGAGAGUCAGCUGGUCUCUGAGCGGCAAUGUACUCGCGGUCAGCGGAGGCGACAACAAGGUUUCGUUGUGGAAAGAGAACCUCAGAGGCGAAUGGGAGUGCGUCAAGAGUAUCGAGGAGUGA